UGCCCUCAUCAGCCUCUUUCAGACCUGCCUUUAUGUGCACCAGCAGACGGGGGUGCUGGCGAGGACGGGCCGCCAAGCCUGAGCCAGGCUGCCAGCUCCGGGCUGUGUGACUCUGGAAAGGGUGCCUCAACUCUCUGAGCUGCACUUUCACCUACAAAUGAGGGGCAGACUCAGCAGCUGCCAGGCAGGGCAGUUGGACGCCCACCCAGGACAGACCCUGAGAAAGGCUGAUCCCUUGCCCCUGCCAUCCCUCACUGACCCACACAUCGCCCCUUCCUGCCAGGGCAAUAUCCAGGCUCGGCCAGUGUGCCCCAAAACAACAGCUUAGGACCCAUUCUUUGCCUCUCCCUCUGGCAACCCCAGGUCAGGACUCACAGGGGCACAGGGGCACAAGGGCCUGGGGCAGGGUGGGCACCCUCUCCACCGCGGAGGCCCCAUGCUGGGUCAGGGUCUUAUUGGAGGCUGGACUCUGGGAUCACCUCACCUCCUGCAGCCCCACAGUGCCCUCCCUCUCCCACUCUGUCCCGAAUUCCGGUCCGUAGGUUUUUCCAAGAGCUGCACAGCUCUGGAAUUGGCCUGGGAGGGGGCACAUUUGGGCCGGGAGGGGUAGCAACAGCAGCAAACUCUGGUCUUAUCUGGAAUCGUGGUCUGUUGUCCACCGGGGGCCUGGGAACCAGCCACCCCCUUCUGCUCCGGGGCCAGCGGCCUGUCCUCAGGGUCACUGCUAUUUCUGCCAAAGGGGAGAGGUAAUUAUAGCCCGGCCGCUGCCAGCUGGCCCAGCUUUGCGAUCCAGCAGAGAGGGCUGGAGACGGGACGAAGGCCACAACAGACCCGGCCCUGCCAGCGGGCGGUGGCGCCUCCAGACCAGAGCCCUCGGGAAGGAGGCCUGGGCGGGCCUGGCCCGUUCACCUGUGUGCCCUGCAGUUCUGCCCGAGGCUCAUCUCUCAAGGGCCUGGGAGGGGUGCUGCCAGCCAAGAGGGUCCAGGACCUCACUGGACUGUGCCCCACAGGGAGAUCCCGAAGAGCCUGUUUCUGUCCCUCAGGGAGCCAGGAGGGAACCAGGACCAUGUUCCAGUAAAUGAGGACUGCAGCAGGAGCCUUGAGCCCUGACUCCCGGCCAGAGACACGACGUCAGACCAGAAAGAAUGAGGAGGCCACAUGGGGCCCGUGGGUGUGCAGGGCAGAGAGGGAGGACAACAGGAAGUGCCCCCCCUCCAUCCUGAAACGGGGCGGGCCAGAGCACCACCGCCCGGAGGCCAAGCCCCAGAGGACCUUGAGGCGCGUGCGGUUCCGAGAACCCCCAGCGGUGACUGUCCACUACAUUGCUGACAGGAACGCCACAGCCACUGUCAGGGUGCCCGGCCGGCCCAGGCCACACGGCGGCUCCCUGCUCCUGCAGCUGUGUGUGUGCGUCCUGCUCGUGCUGGCCCUGGGCCUAUGCUGCGGCCGGGCCAAGCCCGUGGCAACGGCACUGGAGGACCUGCGGGCCCAGCUCCUCGGCCUUGUCCUGCACCUGCGGCACGUGGCCCUCACCUGCUGGCGCGGCCUCCUGCGGCUCUGACGGGCAGGACGGGCAGGGCUUCCAGGAGAGCUCGAGCACUCCGGGGGCUCGGAGACAGCCUGAGCCUUGGCCCUGCUGCUUGGUGAAUCAUGGGGGCCAAGACGGGCUGCUGCCUGAGGGCUGACUAGGAAAAGGGGGACCCCUUGGCGUGAGAUCGGACAUGGGGGGCACAGCGGGCGGCCCUACCACACUAGUCAGCACAGCCCUCCUGUCUCCUGUGUUGGGUCCGUGUGAGAUUUUAUCAGAGGAUUCGACUGCUAACAGUUGGGGCUCCCGAGGCUCACCCAAAGACCCCUCCCUCGUCCCAGCAGGAACUCCUGCUGCUAGGGCCUGGCCCGGCCAUCGCCGUGUGCACCCUCUUGAGGAGGGGGACACACUGCCUGUGUUUGAGCGGCUGCUUGGAGGAGGCAAACCCAGCCUUUUGCGAUUAUGGCCUGUGGGGAACCCAGACCUCGAAACCCCAUGGGGAGGGAAGGGUCUGGUUGUCAAGGUGGGUCCCUUUGAUGUGAGGUGCCAUCCUCUGAGCCCAGGUCUGACCCCCUACCCAGCCCCGUGAGUCUGGAGAGGCCCCAGGGGAGGACCCCUCAUUGGGGGCGGCUUCAGGUGUAGAAGCUGAGGGGACAGCAAGGGGCCCAGACACCCCUGGCCUUCAGAACAGCCAUCUGUGCCCAGCUCUGCAGGCCAGGCGCACCCAGCCGAGCCUGGGGCCAGCCAGCGCCACCCACCAGCUGGGGCCUGUGGGUCCCGGAGACUGUCUGUGGUUGUGGCUUUGUAGCCAGAUUGCAGAGCUGAAAGGAGCCCUGUGGGUGACAAACACCAGGGGCCUCUCCAGACCCUAUGCAGGGGGAGGGCUGAACAAAGCAGGGAGGCCCACAGUUAGACACCAGGCAGAACUGCCCAGGAGAGACACAGGGACAAUCAGACCAGUGUCCUCGAGGCCAGCCUGAGGCGCAGGGCACGGCCGACGAUCCAUCCGGUGGUUCCUCUCUGUCCCACCACUUAACUGGGAGACACCGUUCUAUUAAAACACACCGUGGCUUCCUUCAGUCUUGGUGUUUUUAUAGAAACGAGAAAGCCAGAACCGAUUUGCUAAGGAAUCGGCCUCAGUGGCCAGAGUGGAUGUCCUGGGCGCCUGGAACCUCCUGGUCUCCUGCAGGCCUGGGAGUGGAUGUGUCCGCUCAGGCAGGGGGCUGAGCAAGCCCCUGGGUCUUGAGGGAUGCCUGCUGGCUCCCUUUGCCCUGCAGUCAGGGUGUGUCCCCACAACUCCCGGUGCCAGGGAACAGGCGAAGUGGUCUCCAGGGUCGCUUCCAGCUUUGGAAUCCAGGGAGCCCAGAGUUGCGGGUGGAGGUAACCAAAGGGGCUGUUUCCAGAAGUGGCCCAGAAGGGACCACGGUGGGGGCUCCCCUGGGGACCCUCCAGUAUCAUGCUCUCCCCACGGUCACCAAGCCCCACUCACCCAGACCCAGCCCAUCCCACUCCACCCCAGGAAGAAGGAUGGGCAGGUUCCUGCCCCAUAUUCUGGAUGUGGAAGCAGCACCUCCCAGAGGCUGGGUCUCUCAGGGCAGUCUCAGGCCCAAGCUCAGCCCUGUGUGCUUGGGCCACCCCUCCAGCCCUGGUUCUGACGGGGGACGCCGCCCAGGCCGAUCUCCCCCAGCCGCUGCUGCCUGUCCACUGCAAAGGCAACGCAAGGACGUGCCUGGCUUUGCGGGGUCCCAUGCUACGACCUCAGGUGUUUUUGAAUAAUCAUUGCUCAAAGAUGGGCACCACACCCCCAAGAAAUCCUUCGAAAUGGAUCCUCCCACCUGGGGAAGCUGCACGGGAAGCAGUGAGACUCAAAGCCACUAGAAAAUGUACAGAGAGGAAGGCAGAACCUUGGGAAGGCCAACUUCUAAUUCCUAAAAGCCUCGGACACGAAAGGCUCAAAGCCUGAGCGC
Molecule: messenger RNA, 3495 nt
Organism: Symphalangus syndactylus (siamang)
Lineage: Eukaryota; Metazoa; Chordata; Mammalia; Primates; Hylobatidae
Gene: C8H14orf180
Product: chromosome 8 C14orf180 homolog
Cellular component (GO): plasma membrane
Source: RefSeq, a predicted model, not a curated record